Messenger RNA from Tribolium castaneum (red flour beetle), 1577 nucleotides. RefSeq names its product rasp (gene rasp). The coding region runs from base 15 to 1532 and encodes 505 amino acids. Gene Ontology annotation, cellular component: endoplasmic reticulum. The record is from RefSeq and is a predicted model, not a curated record. The transcript has 6 exons. Gene Ontology annotation, biological process: protein palmitoylation. Gene Ontology annotation, molecular function: palmitoyltransferase activity. NCBI's taxonomy places the organism in Eukaryota, Metazoa, Arthropoda, Insecta, Coleoptera, Tenebrionidae.
AUGGCAAGUCCACAAUGCUCCCAAAAAUAAAAUUGUCUCGAGACAUUUCACGCCAAGAAUUGUUAAUUUAUGUCCUGGUAUGGUUAUGUGCUGUCCUUUACGCAAUUGCGUGUUUUACGAAUGAGAGCAACAAACAUUUUCAGUACUACGAUGACGCAUAUUCAGAUUUUACACAAGGCUGGUCUUUCUUACACAGAAAAAAAGAUGUGGCUGAUUUUGAAUGGCAGUCUAUGAAGUUUUUGAUAACGAAUUUAUAUUCAUGGGUCCUUUUAUUAACAGUUGUAUCAGAAGUUUUACGAAAAUGUAGUUCAGUCAGGUUUGUGCAAUUGUGGCAAAUUCUGGUCACAGUUUUGUACAUAAUCAGUAAUUUGGGCCCGUUUGCACUGUUAGUCAUACUUUUACAGCCAAUAAUAUUUUCAUUUGUGUUAACCAAGCACAGGAAAUUGUUGAUUUGGUUGUGCAACGGCCUUGUCCUAGUGCUAAUUUCCACGUAUAAGAAUUUUCUUGCAAGAGAGGAAUUUUUGAUUUGGUUGAAACUAAACGAACAAACUGCUUACAUAACUAUGAUAACGAUAUUUUGGAUGAACUUGCGUUGUGUUAGCUACGGUUUAGACCUGAUAGAUUCCAAAGGGAGGCAAGAUUUGAUCGCAUUUUUGUCAUACUGUCUGUACCUUCCAAAUUUACAAACUGGACCAUUUAUUCCCUACAAAGAUUUUAUCAAUUCUCAUGAACACAACAAUAAUUUAUUUAGCCGCCUUUCACAACUAUUCCGGGACGUGGUUCGGUUUUUAUUUUGGUUGUUUUUUGCCGAAUUGUGUUUACAUUUUAUUUAUGUGAACGCUGCGGGAUUUCACCCCGAGUGGGUCGAAUCACUGGAUUCGUGGUCGUUGUAUGGCUAUGGAUACACCAUGGGCCAGUUUUUCCACAUUAAAUAUUUGGUCACGUAUGGAUUAGCAACAAGUUUUGCAAAAUUCGAUAACAUUAAAGUGCCUUCUUUACCGGUAUGUAUCGGAAGAAUACACUUGUACUCCGACAUGUGGAAGUAUUUCGAUGUGGGCCUUUACAAUUUUUUAUUACGAUAUAUUUACAUCCCCUCGAUGAACAACGGAUUUGUUCGUAGCCGGUCCUUGUCUAGUUUCCUUUGCUUUCUUUUUGUCUACGUCUGGCACGGAACCGAUAAUUACAUAUUAAUUUGGACGCUUUUGAAUUACAUUGGUGUGAUAAUUGAGAAUUGUAGUCACUGGUUUAGUGCCAUUUAUUUGCAAAACUCGAAGUUGUGUAAAGGUUUGGGGCCCAAAUGGGGCCGGCGAAUCAACUGCAUGGCUGCAAGCCCCCUUUUGGCCGUGUCGGCAAUUUCAAAUUUUUAUUUUUUCGCCCGGAUGGAAAUCGGAAAUAUUUUUCUUAACAGAUUUUUGAAUGAUAAUUAUUGGUCCAACUUCGUACUAUUGGCCAUUUUAUACAACUGUUGUCAGGUUUCUACCGAAGUAAGGAGGAAACAAUCUAAUAAAAACUCAAGACUGAAAGACUUGUAGCAAAAUAUUUAUUUUAUACAAUUCUUAAUAAAUUCUAUUAAUCAA